GUGACAUUAGCCAAUUCACCAACGGAGAUAGCGCACGAAAGCAAGAUCAUCAUCAUCAGUAUCAAAUAUGGCCAAAGAAUCAACGUCCUACAAGCCGUCUCCCAACAGUCGCUCCCUGGAAUACGUGUUCGUGGUUAGCCGACAUGGUCAGCGUACACCAGCCAGUCGCUGCACACGCCUACCGGAUACCACUGACCUUGGACAAUUAACUCCGGCCGGCCGCGAGCAGACAGCUGCCCUAGGCCGGUUCCUCAAGGCUCGCUAUGGCUCGCUGCUGAGUGGCCAACCGGGAGAAGUGCUUGCCACGCACAAUAAGUACCAACGGACGCGAGACAGCGUGGUAUCAACAUUAGAGGCUCUAGGAACAGCACCCACAACUCCCGUUCCGGACAACACUCGAUACGACUUGGUGGUCGACAAAUCGAUCGCCGAUAAUUACGAGAAGAUAAUGAACACCCCGUCCACAGGGCACUUCAAGAACCUCCGGGAGGUCGUGGACUUUGUGGCUACUGAGUCUGGAUCACCGGUCGAGCCCAAAAAGGUGAAGCUGCUUUGCCUGGACAGUCUCAUGACCUGCGUGGCUAAUGGGAACCCUAUCCCUGACUGGGCAAAACCUUACUGGGAUGAACUGCUUUCGGCUAGUCACGUUGUCUUCACCAUGUCCCUCAUCGGUGCUGAAAGGCGCAUGGCGACGUGUAUCAUAAAAGUCAUGUUGGAAACCUUGUCCGACAAGUACGACAAAGGUUUGGCCAAGAAGGACAAGAUGCAUUUGUUCUCUAUGUCAGACCUCAACCUGUACUCGAUUGUAAAGCUGCUCAACCCACAGUACGAUCGCAAACCUGAUUUCUGCUUCUCGUUAAUGGUGGAAAUAUUCACCGAAGGCGGUUAUCCCAUGGCAGAGGUCUUCUUCGUCGAAAACUUGGACCCGAAGCCGCUUCGUCUAGAGAAACUACGUAACCCUUGCGUGCUGGCAGAUUUCGUCACAGAAUUGCGCCGGCUGCAGAGGAUCGAUUAGGAGAUCAUCGCUGAUAAUCUUUCCGCGUUCUACAUACAUUAGUGAGUUUUAUUAUAUCGUACGCUGUCGCCUUUGUGCACGCAAGAGACAGCGUUGGUAGUUUGUUCGCACGCGCAAAACAUGAUCAGAGUUUUGCGCGUUGCGCAAAAACCACCACGCUACCUCUUACGUACGCUAAGGCGACAGCGUACAAUAUACUCAACUCACUAUUGCCUGUAUUUGCUUUACGCAGCCUCGCUGUCUGAAAGGAACGCCUAGUAGAAAUUAAGAAUGCCCGCUAUCUCAGCACAUGCGCUGUUGGAUGCCGCCAUGCUUACGAUGAAACAGAAUGCCAUUAAAUUGAUAUCC
Messenger RNA from Ornithodoros turicata, 1363 nucleotides. RefSeq names its product putative acid phosphatase 5. Gene Ontology annotation, biological process: dephosphorylation. Lineage: Eukaryota; Metazoa; Arthropoda; Arachnida; Ixodida; Argasidae. Gene Ontology annotation, molecular function: phosphatase activity. The transcript has 3 exons. The record is from RefSeq and is a predicted model, not a curated record. The coding region runs from base 68 to 1015 and encodes 315 amino acids.